AUGGGGGUGUCUCUUGCUGAUCGCCUCGAAACAAUCGCCUCGGAGAACAACCUCACCAUCCUUCAAGUGAAACGGUUGCUGAAGGAUGUGUUGACAAACCCUUCUGUGGUGAAUGCGUUUCGUCAGUAUAUGAGUGGGCAGCUUACUCUUCUGGAACCCGAGACAGGAGAACCAUCGACCUCAACUAGAAGGCACGCUCAUCUUCUUGGUUUUGACGUUAGUUCUCUUGGCCGCCGCUCCAGCAUCAUGGAUCUUAUAUCGAACCGAACUCUGACUAGAUCACUAGCCAAGCAAUUAAGGGCGGAGGCUACAAAUAAGGGGACGUUUUCUUCGAAUAUGUCUAGUGAAGAAAAUUUCGCCAAACACAGCCUCGAUUUUGGUACAUCGAGACCAAAAGCCACUACCUUUCUUGAAAUGCACUUUUCCGAAGGUGAGGACGAAGAUGGCGCAGAAAAUAUAGCAGAAAAAGAAACUGGAAACGCUCCCGCGCUCGGUACUGAUGAUGGCAAUUUCCACCAACGCGAUGAAGACUAUCAGCCAACAGCGGACGAUUUUACCCUCUUGCAACGGGAUCUCUACUAUGACCGUGAUGACGUAGAAAUGAAAUCAGUGUCUAGUGGCAUGGCAGGUGGAGUGGAAGACGAAGAGGAUACUCUUAACGACAGCUUGCAGACCGUUGAGCCCUUUGAUUCGCCCCACAGAGAGUAUUAUUUGCGUUCAAGGAAAAAUGAUGACAUUGGCAUGCAAAAUUGCUGUGCUGGGCUUACUCCUAGUUUGCUGCACAUGCUCGAUGAAUAUGAUGUGAAUUUCGACGCUGAUAUGGACUCAACUGGAUUUGCUGAGGCAAUAUCUGGUCCCAAUAGGGCCGCAGAUAUUGAUCCAGAGGAUCAAAUUUACUCUAACUUCUUGAAAUCACUUUACGGAUCGACUCCUCCGGAACCGAGUUUAUCGUCUCCUAAUUUUAAAGAGGAUACCCCUAGGCAUGAAGUUGGUGGAAGUAAAUUUCAAAAUGGUGUAGCACUUUCGAAGUCACCGUCGAAGCUAAGAUCUUCGAUUAUAAAUGACUCCAAAUUAACUGCAGACGACUUUGAUGAUCCUGACUUUGAUGUCAUGGCAGAAAUCGAGGCCGUUUGUUGUGAUGAUCUUUUUGACGAACUUCGAUCCGACCGUGCUGUCCGCAUUUCGAAGAUGGAGGCAAAAGAACUACGUCGGGAUUUGGUUGAACUUUUCAAUGAGGACUACGGCAGUGUGGACAUUGACGAGGACAUUACGGCAGCAACCACACACCCAUCAAUGAGAAAGUCGCACUGUGCGCAAGCCAAAUCCCAUGAUGCGAUGCCAAGUGACAAUCGCGAAUUCCCACCUCUUUCUCCACCACCAUUCUCACACUCCAUAAAUGAACGCCUUCGGCGCCAACUCUCCAUGCACGUGCAGCUCCUCUGUUCUACACUAGCCUGUUCAAUUAACCGCGUUGAUCUUGAGGCCUCCGUGUGCACUCUCGUCCAGGAGGCCUUUGGUGAUAUUUUCAGUGCCUUUCAGGAGGCCAAGCAGGAUCCUUACACUUACGUGACAGGUCUCUCAGACCUCAACGACCUAUUUGCCCAUGCCUGCUCCUUCCUUUUUGAGUUCGCCGGUCUAACCAUGCUACCUCGGCCACCUCCGAAUCCAGCGGCUUCAACGUCUUACCCUCCACUCCUACCCCUCCCAUUUUAUCUCCUUGACUUUAUUGUUCGCAGCCCCAUUUGGGCUUAUCCGCGCUUUCUUCCCCGCGGUUUGGCUUCCAGACCCCACCAAAUGCCAAAGAAGAAUUUUACCAACGACGAGGACAACUUAAUGGUCAUUGGGUUCGCGAAUUUCAUCGAAUUCUCUCCUCGUCGCUUUAGCAUUUUUGCUGAAAGUCUCGAUCGUCGUCAUAAACUCCCGAAAAGUUCUGAGGCUUCCACCACCACCGCCACCGGCACGUCCACUAUGGCCAGUCGCUCUAAGGUGUUCGACUUUAUCUCAAAAACCCUUAUUCCUACAAGGUCUAAGUUGCAAUUACACAGCCGUAAAGCCUACAUGGAUAAGAUACUCCACAGGGACUGGCUUAAUUGCGGCCCCAUUUCAAAGUCCUCGCUCUACCUGUUAAUGUUAGAUCUAACCUCGGGUAACUUCGAAGGUCUGGAUGAGAAACGAAGCCUCCUCCGAGCAUGCGUGCCGAGUUUUGCGCAGAAAACUUGCGCCGCAGCCGAAGGCUCCUUGCAGCUGGGCAGUGUCUUCUCGCGCCCUGAGUGUUGGGACAACCUACCGGCAGAAUACGCGCUCUGCUGUCAAGCUCUCCGAACUCAAAUGCACGAAGGAAAAACGGGGGCUCCAACACCCGUCCUUGCGCCCCUGACGUCUAUGUUUCCUGGUGAUGUAUCUCAAAUUAUUAACUUUUACUCCUCCGCCAUGCUCACUUGGUGGCCGAAUGAAAAUAACCCAAAUGCCAGUGCGAGAGUUGCUGAUGUUCGUGAAGUUAAUGCGUUCCAAGCCCGGCCGAUGGUCGAUCCUCUUGCGCCGAAUGUGGUCAUUGUCAUGCCUGCUUUGGGCAAGCGACCCGUUUCUAGGGUGUCCGCUAAGCUUCCCAUCCCACGCCUGCCAAAUCGGACUUCACCGGCCCAAAAAUCGACCAAAGGUGCGGACCUCGUUUCUAGAUCACCGGAAUCCCCCCCUCUUCCUUCAUCCUCGGUGAACCCACUCGCCUCAUCGAAUGCACCACUCCCUGGGGAGCUGUCUGCACCUCGUCACACAUGCGCUGCGCCAUCAAAACCGGUUAAUCAGGUCACGCCGCUAAAAAUCCCCCGCUUUUGUCACAAUCACCAGUCUUCUUCAGCUGGAAGCCGCAGUCAUCACUCCUCUCAUUUCCUUCCUCAAGUUGGUAAAACCAUUCAGUCAUUCUACUCGGUGCUUGACCGUGUGUUGCGUGGCCACGCUCCGCCCUCACGUCCUCGUUCUUCCACGCCAGCUGCUCUCACCGCCCGUUUUCUUCGACGGUGUCGUAGGAAUGACACCGCAUGGCUUCCAACUUCCACCGCGGGUGGCAAGGAAGCAGACGAAUCGGACGUUCGGAGGGCGCGCUGUUUGCUCGAUCGUUGUCGGACCCACCUCGGUCGACAAACACACGGCGACGUAAUCCGUGCAUUAGCCGAACAGCCAGCCGUGCCUCUUGAGCGCAUCCUUCAACUUCUGUCCCCUUCACGCCCUUUGUGGGAGGAAUUUGUGGGGCUUUGUUUGACUCCGGGACAAGCACGCUCUCUUCACAUCUAUCCAAUUUACGCACACCUUCAGCGGGUACGUGUCAUUCACUCACUCCUCCGUGCCUCCCUCCCCCGCGCGAAAAGGCUGUGGUCAGGAUUGAGGAAACUUGCGGAUUCACGAGAGGCAGAGGAGCUGAGGAUACCCGCGUUCCAAGGAGCACCUCACCCCUCGUCUGACUCGUCUUCUCCUCGCAGUUGCAACCGGAGGAGAACUCGGAAAAGACGAAGACGCCAAACAGCCGAAGAGGAAGAAAGGCAAAAACCACCAAAGGAUGUAUACAAGUCAGCGUGGUCACUCUUAGAAACGGCUCUGAAAGAUCGAUAUGCCCUACACGUCCAGACAGCCAUUUCACUUGAUGCUCUGCACAAACCAUAUUCUAACUUCCCCCAGACUUUUGAGGUAAAUGAGACAUUAGCCCGAAGACCGUCUACGUUGCCGGAGCACUCGCCCAGUCUUUGCCAGGGAUCUAGUCCUCCCAUCAGUCUUCCAAGACUGGUUGAUGAGUUUGCCUCCAAAGUUGAUCUCAGAGCUAGCGCUUUCGCCGAGAGCCUUCAGUGGGAGAUUUCCACUGAGCUCUCUUCACGGUCGUCUGCGGCGGCCAAAUCGAAACUGGCCAAUCGGUGUCCAUGCCCCUGUCAUGAUAAAAGCAAACGAACUGCCACAAACGCCCAGGCUCAGGUACAGCAGUCGGGCACAUCGACUGGCGUCGUUGGCAAAUCCGCUUCAAAGGCUGAUAGUCUUGGGCUGCGUCACUGCAUCAAGUGCAGCCUUCGGGUGCACCAGGGAGUCGUCUACGUAGACGAGUGCAAUUUUCAUUUGACACAUGUUCAAAUCACCUGGCCAACUGUCUUUUCCCCACGUGUCGAGUCCACUGAUACAUGUGUUUACAAUCCUCCGUCACCUCAGGAUGACGGCUCAGCUGUCCAACUGCCGAGUUCCUGCAGUACACUUCAGGCGCUUCACGCUCUGGGCAGUUAUCAUGAAAGCAGUUGUAGUGGUGCGACUGUGACAUCUGUUGUGGUCCCCGACAUGGCCGGUAGGCAGGUUUCUGUCAAUUUUGGCGAACUUCUGUUGCCUCCAUCGAGGAAGUCCAUCGAUGUUCCAGUUACACCAACUGUUCUCUCUCCCAUGGCAGAUAAAACAUCAAAAGCGUUUACCUCAGCCUAUUCCUCCUCACCUCCCAUCUCCCCGCCCCCGAUCUUUCAACUACCGCCCGUGGACGUGGACGAUGAGGCUUGUUUCAACACAGAGGCCUUUACUCAGCGACAUAAGGAGGAAUCUUCCCUAGGCGUUGUUGCCUCAGCCUCAGAACAGUUUUCGUCUUGGAGUGCAGCUGAGGACCGUCGUCUGUUAGAGCACUGCCGUACCGCGGGGCGGUGUUCUCGACGAAGCCUCCUUGAAUUGGCUGCUCAAUGGCCCGAACGGUCACCGGAAGAGUUAAUGGCGCGUUUUAAGUACCUAACGCUCGUCGCACACGGGGAGAGCUACCAUUCAAAUAUGUGCACUGACUCUAGUCAGUCAGACCAGGAUGCUGAAGAAGACUUCUGA
This is a messenger RNA of Mesocestoides corti, 4827 nucleotides long. NCBI's taxonomy places the organism in Eukaryota, Metazoa, Platyhelminthes, Cestoda, Cyclophyllidea, Mesocestoididae. The record is from the annotation of a GenBank genome assembly.